Messenger RNA from Penicillium taxi, 1101 nucleotides. RefSeq names its product DUF3431 domain-containing protein. The transcript is spliced from 2 exons. Bases 1 to 1101 code for a protein of 366 amino acids. The record is from RefSeq and is a predicted model, not a curated record. Lineage: Eukaryota; Fungi; Ascomycota; Eurotiomycetes; Eurotiales; Aspergillaceae.
AUGAGUCGUCAAGCCCGACGCGCUCGGAAUCAGCUAUUUUGCUUCUUGGGAAUACUAUGUUUUAUAAUAUAUCUCAAUCGACCCCAAAGCCAAGACAAAACAUUCUCAUGGACGAAAGUCCAAUACAAAACAACAGCCGAGAAACUUCCUGAAGCCCGUGGCAUUUGUCCUAAGCUGUCAGGCACCAAAAAGCCAGCUCUAGUUGUCUCUCAUGUUGCUGCAGAUGGCGAUAAAGCUUGGCUAAACAAGCUGGCCAAGAAGUACCAUUUAUGCGUCUAUGAGGUCGACGCCAAAUUAAAUCAGAAGUCCAUUUAUCUCCAGGUGCCCGCAAACCGAGGCCACGAGACGAUUACCUAUCUGACAUUCCUGAUUGAUAAUUAUGCGGACUUCCCUGAACAUGGCGCAGUUUUCGUUCAUGGGAGUCGAUAUGCCUGGCAUAACGAUCAUCCAGAGUAUGAUAAUCUGGCUUUGCUCACCGCAUUGGAUGUCCCCGCUGCUCAAGAGCCGCGCGGGUAUUACAAUCUCCGCUGCGAUUGGAGCACAAGUACCUGUUUACCGAAGGUAGCAGCACAGGGAAGUCUAGAGAUGCGAUUACAGUCCGUCGUCGAGCCAUGGAGUGCACGUGCCGCAUCUGACAUCGCCUUACCACGCGCACUGGCAAAUAUCUUCGGCGGCGAUGAGGCUAGUCAUGGCUCUAACUUGCAUCUCGGACGUACCGAAACUGUAAAAGCGCAGUGCUGUGGACAGUUUGUUAUAUCGAGGGCCCGCGCGUGGCAGCAUACGAGAGAAGAGUAUGUCGCUCUACGUCAGUGGCUCCUUGAUGGAACCGACAAGGCUGCACCCGCGGACGAUCGCGUUGCCGGGCGUAUCUUGUCUUACAUUUGGCACAUCAUGUUCACGGAGCCAAAUGCUGCUGAUCAGAUUCAUUUGGGUCAACUCAAUAAUGAUGCGUGUCCGUCUGCAAAGGACUGUUAUUGUCGCUUGUAUGGUCGGUGUGAUCUUGAAUGUAGCAAUCCUGGGACUUGCAGUGGGCAGUAUCGGGUACCACAGGACUAUAAACUUCCUGACGAUUGGGAAGCGACGCAUAAACAUGAGGCCUAA